Messenger RNA from Caenorhabditis remanei, 384 nucleotides. RefSeq lists its product as uncharacterized. NCBI's taxonomy places the organism in Eukaryota, Metazoa, Nematoda, Chromadorea, Rhabditida, Rhabditidae. The record is from RefSeq and is a predicted model, not a curated record. Bases 1 to 384 code for a protein of 127 amino acids. The transcript is spliced from 3 exons.
AUGACGAAUAAGAAUGAGAAAUCGAAGGGACAACCGAACCAGGCCCAAAAACAACCUGCGGCUCCGACGAGAAAAGUCGUCUCCGGCUUCCAAUAUAUCAGACCGGCAGAGGCCGAACGGGAACUACCGAAAAUAAAGUGGAAUAAGAAAGCAACCGACCCAACCACCGGAAAAAGAAUUCAUGGAAAAAAGUUGUUGAAAAUCACUCUCGAACAAAUGCACGCGGAGUCAGAAGAGAAUCCCAUGGCUGGAGGGUCGAAUGAGAAUGUGAAGGGCGACGCGGACAACCAAUUCGCUGAUCUCAAUCAUCACAAUUCCACGCAGCGCAACAAGGAGACGGUGUCCGAGAAGAAUCCAAAAGAAGCGGAGAAUAAACCUAAAUAA